AUCUCCUAUGACGUCAUGCAUAUUAAUGAAUCAAAAUGGAGUCGCACAACAAAAAAUUCUCAUGAAAUAUGCCAAGAAGGAAAAAUGGGGAAAUUCCCCUACCGGAAGGCUGGGAAGAGGGUCGGGAUUUUGAUGGAAAAGUGUUUUAUAUAAAUCACCAAACGCAACAAACCACCUGGAUUGAUCCACGAGACCGAUAUACAAAACCACAAACAUUCUCAGACUGUGUUGGUGAUGAGUUACCCUAUGGCUGGGAGGAAGUUUAUGACCCACAGAUUGGUGUUUACUAUGUAGAUCAUACUAAUCAGACAAAUCAGUUAGAAGACCCUCGUCAGCAAUGGAGGACAGAGCAGGAGGUGAUGCUGAAGGAUUAUCUAGUUACAGCCAAAGAUGAUCUGGAUGCAAAGAAGGAGAUAUACACAGUAAAGGAACAGCGCCUCCAGCUAGCCCAGGAUGAGUACCAGCAUCUACAUGACACUUUGACAGGAUGGAAAUCUUCCAGAACCAGUUUGAAUUCCAACUCAAGUGUUGGGAGUACAAAGUAUGAUCCUGACCUGUUGAAGGCAGAUGUGAACUUGGCACGUAAGCGUGUAGACCGACUCAGACAUGAGCUUGCUCAAAUACAUGCAGAGAUGCAGUACAAACAGAAAGGUCUUGAUACCCUUGCCAUGGUUGACCAGAAGUUGUCAGGUCAGGGGGCAGGGUAUAAUAUUCAGGAGGCCAGGGUGAUCAUGGAUGAAAUGAGAACUAUACAAACAAGUCUUCAUUCCGGUGAAAGGGAAAGACUAGAACUUAUGAAGGCAUUGGCAAGAUUAAAGGAAGAUUUUCUGAGAACAAAGAUUGGAGGCUCCUCACCUGAUGUCUCUACCCUGUCCUUGAUACAGGAAAAAUCUACAACUGCUUCUCAAACUGACCUCCGUGGAGAGUUUGGUUUGACAAGUAGCCGGUACCUGGCAGAGAUCACACGUCUUCGACUUCAGUAUGAUGAAGCUAAGCACCGGCUGUCCCAGCUCAAACAUAUGCUAGCUGAUCUUGAGGAUGACAUGGUUCCUGGCCAGAAUGAAUCAGACAAAGACAGACUUCUUCUUGUACAAGAGAAGGAGCAGUUGUUACGAGAAUUACGUAGUAUUGACCCGAAAGGUCGCUCUCCCGAGGAAAUAGAAAAUGUGAACUUACGUAUUCAACAACUUGGAGUAGACCUUAAUCAUGCCAAAGAAAUCUCAAAUAAACAAAUUGCUGAAAGGCUUAAACACCAGGAAAGAAAAACUGAAAUAUUAAAAGAUUUAGCUGAAACUACUAAAAGAACUACUAUGCUGGAAUCUCAACUUAAAAGUAUGUCAAUGAGUACACUAUCUAUAUCAUCAGGCUCAAGUCUGGGUAGUUUAGGCUCACUGGGCUCUUUGUCAGAAAGCAGUAGAGGGUCUCUACAAUCUCUCAGUAUGACAGAUUUGUACGGAGCGCCUAGCUCUAGUGGUACAAAUCUGCAGGACCUACAUCGAAGGGUAGAAAAACUGUUACAGGGACAUAGUUCUAGUAUAUCUCCGAUACACGAGAACCCUGUUGUUUCGGUAGCACCGGACAUUAUGGCUGCUGCCACCGGAGGAUAUUUACAAAGUGUGCUAGGCCAUAGUAAUCAGGAUCUUACUUCGAGUUUAACAUCAAAUGUGCCAAGUGCAAGUGUUAGUGUACAUAUACCAACAUCGUUAGUACAUGCUUCCCCUCAUUCUUCAUUAACGUCGUUAUCACCGCCAGUGUCACCAUAUGACAUUAAACCAUUUCCGUCGUACGAAGCUGGUCCACCGCCAACAUACACUCAGCACAUGAACAUUGGUGUGCCAAAUGUUUCAAAACCUCCACCCCCUUAUGUCCCCCAGGGACGCUUUGCCCCAACCCCUCCAUUUAACAGCAGUGUAAAUAAUGCAAACAUCACCCCUUAUGUACCUCAAGUCAACGGCAACCAAUCAAAAGCGGCAUUAGAAGCUUCAUUUAUGCCGACUCACUCAAAAACAGAUACAUCAAGCAUAGUUGGCCAAAUGAGCUUGAACUCUGGAUUCGCAGGAGCACAUUCUCAUGGAUUAGAAACUAGUUUAAACUCUGAUCAUGUGUUAAAUAGCAAUAUUUCAAAACGGAUGCAGUAUCCGGAAAAUUUGGACGUUUCUUCAAACCCACCUCUUAGUCCAAUCAGUGAAAGUAGUUCCGGUGUGGGUAAUAAUUUAUCUGGAGGAAAUACUCGUAGUGUGUCAGCAGCGGUUAGUGAUGAAUCUGUAGCUGGAGACAGUGGUGUGUUUGAAGCUGUUGUGAAAAGGGAUCACAUGUUGGAUGAGGUUCUAGAGAUGGGGAUGGAGAGUGCUCAAAUACAAAUUAAAUUGAAAUAUGACACCUCUGAGAGUCUACUUAAUGUUGGUAUAGAACAAGCUCGGAAUCUUGCAGCAUUACAGUUCCCAGAAUCCUCCAAAGUGUGUAUAAAGGCAGCAUUACUACCUAACCCUGAUAUGUCCUGGGUGACUGAACCCUCCUGCGAUCUAAAGAACCCGAAGUUUAGUGAACUCUUCUGUAUCAGCAUUCCACAACGUAUUUUAUUCACCAAGACCCUCCAAGUGAACAUCUGGUGUCUUCAAGACAAUCAGCCUGAUGAAUGUUUUGGUUGUGCAUCUGUAAGUCUUGCAGACUUUGAUCCAAAGGAUGUGAUAUCAAUUAGAUGGUAUAAUGUUCUUAGCUUUAAAUUUAUGCAACCUGACACGAAUACGAUGCAAUCAAAUACCGCAGUGCCUAGUAAAAAAUCGUCGUCCAGUAGUGCUGAUACCAUGGGAGAAAAUGUAACUAUCACUUACAGCCAGACAGAAACUGUGACCCACUCUGAGACUACACAAAUUGACUACAAUGGUUUGGACAUGGUAGAAGAUGUUAUAAGAGGGUUUGAGAAGACAUUAGAGGGUAUUUGUUCCAGUGAAGGAUCAACUGAUCAAGAUGAUCCUUCACGUACAGAGACCUGCGACAAGGAAACAAACACACUAAAUGUACGACAGCAAGCCGCAGAGUCAGGUCAUAGGUUACAGAGCUCUGAAGGUCGUAACAGUGGAAUUAGAAGGUCACAGACGUUCUCUCCAGCGUGUGGACCAGGGGCUCAGUAUAUAUGCAAGUUAAACAGAAGUGACAGUGAUAGUUCUAUGCCUUUAUAUAAAAGAGGUCCUUUCCAGAGAAAUUCUCUACAAAGAAGAAGUUUGAGAUGGAAAAGGACACCAAGCAGUGUAGGUUUAAGGGGAGGUAAGGUUGUGACUCGUACAUCGUUAGAUAUGGAGCUGGAUCUCCAGGCAUCGCAGACACGGCUGUUACACCUUAAUGAUGAAAAUUCACGACUCAGAGAACUCACAAAGAAAAUCGAAGAAGCCAAAGCUAGAGGAGAGACUGAACUUCCAGCAUGGCUGUCAGAUGAUGAACACUUUCAAAGUUUGCUGAGUGAAGCUGAUAAAAUGACAUGGAAAUUAUUUCAAGAACAUAUACAGGAACGUCAACGUGAAGAAAUGGGUCAGAUGACCAAGCAAGAGAGACGUGCAGAACAGUUAAUGAAGAGGGUAACACGAGAUGUACAUCGGUUAAAACGGAACCAUCCUAAUGCACUCACUACAUCUUUCAGGGAGAAGUUGGCCUACAUUACAACAGUGAAUAUGCAGGUCCCGGUAAUACCUUCAGAUGGAAACCAAUCUGAGGACAGCAAAGUCCAGGAACUACUCAAAGAUGGCCGUGUUGGACAUGAGGUGUGAGUAGUCAGGGGAGACUACUGUGGAAGUUACUCAUUAUUUACAUAAAGGGACACUACUCUUGAUGAAUAAACCAUAAGGGAGAUAAUUCAUAAAGUGAAAUGAGUUCUGGUCUGGAGUUGAAUAUACAAAUGUAUAGAAUGUCAA
This is a messenger RNA of Ruditapes philippinarum (Manila clam), 3905 nucleotides long. RefSeq names its product protein WWC2-like. Gene Ontology annotation, cellular component: cytoplasm. The transcript has 22 exons. Gene Ontology annotation, biological process: regulation of DNA-templated transcription; cell migration; regulation of hippo signaling. Gene Ontology annotation, molecular function: molecular adaptor activity; kinase binding. Lineage: Eukaryota; Metazoa; Mollusca; Bivalvia; Venerida; Veneridae. The record is from RefSeq and is a predicted model, not a curated record. Bases 69 to 3761 code for a protein of 1230 amino acids.